AUGUCCGGAUUUGAGGUCCUAGGUAUCGCUGCUAGUGUCAUUCAGGUCGCAGACCUAGGCACCAAACUAUCAGUCAAGUUAUUUUCGUUCUAUCGACAAAUUAAAAAUGCCGACCAGGCCAUCCAGAAUCUCUCGAGUGAUGUUGCACUUACAUGUGCGCUUCUGCGUGAGCUAGGUGAGACGCUGAGGACGGAUGACCUAUCGAAGCUUUAUUCGAAAGAAGCUUUCCAAGGCUUAAGAGGCGUCAUAGAUCAGUGUAAAGGUGUCCUUCAGAAAAUCGACAGUACCUUAAGUCAUACCGAUGGCUCAGGAAAGACCCGUUUACAACAAAUCACCGGUCGAUUCCGCCUUCUCCUUCUUGAGCCUAGUUUAGAUCCUUUGAAGAAUGACUUAAGAAGCCUCAAGUCCACCAUGGUACUUUUGCUCAACGUCAUUAUCUAUGCCGGACAGGUGCGAAGCGUUCCAGCUUUACUCCAAGAACAGCGCGAUUUGAUAGAAAGUCUCCUCGAUGAGAAAAGAGAGGACAACGAAAAGCAAACGUCUUUCACAGUGAGCGCAGGUAUCGAAACUAAUAAAAAUAUUAGCUCUGCCGAGUGGACAGCAUACAACGGUCUCAUUCGGAAGAUGCUGCAUGAGAUUGACUUUUGCAAGUGUAGGCUUGAUAAUAGCCGUCACUUCCGAAUCAGAGAUGGUAUUCUAAAUAUACAUUCUGGUGAAAUUAUGCGAUUCCACGCAUCAGAGAAUAUUCCAAUUACUUUUGAUCAGGCUCUCUUUGCCCAGAAUGCCCGUAAAAAUAAUCGGAUUACAAACACCCGCCUACCAUAUAACUCUUCAAUAUCCUUAACCCCGUCAGAGUCUGGGACGCCUGAGACUGAAAAUUUAAGAAAUACUGAUCACUCAGACGAUGGGAUGAACCGGCCUCCCCAGCUAGCAAAGCCGAAGAUCAACUAUGAGGUGGAGAAGUACCUGCCGAAACCUCAGGCUGAAACACGAUACGGCGAUUUUGAGUUGAUUAACCAUCCAGCUCCAGACCGCCCCGAGCUUCCGGGGCAGGGCAAUCUAGAACGUGAUAAGGGUGAACCUACAUUUCCACCUAAUGACUCUCCAUUGCUCCUACCUUCGAUGCUCGCGCAACGGGAAUCAGAAGAGGACUCGGUGCUGGAUAAGAAGGUGCAGGCAUCGGGGGAUUAUCUGACACGGGAAAGUGCAGGCAAAGAGAAAACGGAACGUCAAAACAAUAAGAGGAAAUCAAUCAGCAAUAUUUGUCCUUUGCCGCGACUUCCGGCUUCGUCUGUGGGUAUAGACACCCUCUGCGUGUCCUUGGUGCCAUUGAACCAGGCUCUCAACCGAAGAUCAUUCAAUGACAGCCCUGGCCUCACUGCUUCAUUGAAUGACUCGAGGAAGCCAUCAAUUGACCUAAAAAUAUCUCUACCGCCUAUUGAAUCCGCCCUCCGUCGUAAUAUCUCGCCUGGGACCAAAGACAAAAAGGCAACGUUUCACACAAGAAGAGUUGUACUCUACAAAAUUGGAAAGCUUGUUGUUGCGAUGGACUACGCUGCAAAGCCAUGA
Messenger RNA from Penicillium cosmopolitanum, 1569 nucleotides. RefSeq lists its product as uncharacterized. The coding region runs from base 1 to 1569 and encodes 522 amino acids. Gene Ontology annotation, biological process: regulation of DNA-templated transcription. NCBI's taxonomy places the organism in Eukaryota, Fungi, Ascomycota, Eurotiomycetes, Eurotiales, Aspergillaceae. The record is from RefSeq and is a predicted model, not a curated record. The transcript has 4 exons.